This is a messenger RNA of Hibiscus syriacus, 667 nucleotides long. RefSeq names its product protein LURP-one-related 14-like. The coding region runs from base 90 to 656 and encodes 188 amino acids. The transcript has 3 exons. NCBI's taxonomy places the organism in Eukaryota, Viridiplantae, Streptophyta, Magnoliopsida, Malvales, Malvaceae. The record is from RefSeq and is a predicted model, not a curated record.
UCCCUUGUCCCGUCUUCAUCCCUGAGAUUAACCUGCAGAUAUCCACUUCUCUACUAAAGAGCAGCAAUCUGGCGAUAGAUUCUCAGAGGAUGGAAAUCGAUCAGAUGGUGAAGGUAGUGGAGGAAAGAUUCUGCAUGCCUUACACGAUGGAGCUUCGGGUGAAGAAGAGAUUACUAUCAUUCUCUAAGUAUCACUAUCAAGUGUUUGAUGCAACCGGGAAUUUACUCCUCCAAGUCGACGGUGGUGUCUGGAAAUUCCAGAAGAAACGGGUGAUGAGAGAUCCUGCUGGCUUGCCCGUCGCCACCCUGCGCUCAAAGACAUUGUCGUGGAAACAUGAAUGGGUGAUUCAUCAAGGAGAGAGCUCGGAGAGUAAGCAUUUUCUGUGCUGUGUGCGACGGUCGAAUGCAAUGAUGAUAAAAAACAAUCAGGAUGUUUACUUGGGGAAUGGGGGGAGAGAUUUUCAUUUAAGUGCAAGCUUGUCUUCGCUGUCGUUCAAAGUGAAGAGGGGGAAUACAGUGAUUGCAGAGGUUAGGCAUAAUUUCACAUGGGAGAGCUGCAAGGGGAAAGAAACUUUCAAGGUUAAAGUUUAUCCGGAUGUUGACUAUGCCUUCAUUAUAGCUUUGCUGGUCAUUAUGAAUGAAAAUGACGGUCCAUGACCAUAAUCUUC